AUGUCCGUGGAGCGGCAGCUGGAGGGAUGGGAGGAGAUGCAGCGCCAAGGACAGGACUUGGCAGAUCGGCUGGCGCAAGGCUUCAGUGGCCUGCUCCAGUCGCACAUCACCCCUCCACCCUUCUCUUGGCCUGCACAGCAGAAACUGAAGAAUCCGUUUGAUCAUGAGGUCCUUAUCCCCACCAAUUGGAAUCUCGCGCUGCCUUUGGCUGUCGACCACUCCGCCAGCAACGGUGGAGUGUCCGCCAUCUUUGACAUAGGGAACAAGCUGGGCCAGGCAGGAGCGGAGCUCGGAGCCUGCAUCAAUGGAGUGGUUCAACAAUUCUUCCGGCAUCUGCCGAUGCCGUUUCGGCAGGACGACGAUGGGAAGCCUGCUGCUUUAAUCACGGCAGACCUGGAGGGCAGAAGAGUAGGCAACACAAUGGUGGAGAGGUGUAGAGGGGAGCUUGGUCAAGUAGAGGGAAUGUUUGGAAACUCUGGGUCCCUGGGUUCUGUGGUUGGUUUGGAUGAAUUUGGGGAGGAAGAUGGAUUCGACUUCGAUCUGAAAUCUUCCGCUCAUUUUGCCAGGCCGCAAGUAAGUUUUAGUCUUGAAAUUCAUACUUGGCCAAUGAAUACCCUAGUUGAUCAUCUCUGUGUCAUCAAGUAUUCUUCAUCCACAGAAGAACCCACCAUGAUUGAUGUUUAGGUUGUUGCAUCAGUCCGAAUAAGAUCGUUGUAGAGAAUUGUAACCACCUGAAAUGCCUGGUAUCAUGCUGAAAUUAUACAUAUCUUUGAACAAUAGGUAUCGUUUGUUCUCUACAUUUAUCAGAAAAGAUAUAUUCAAGAUUUUUUUUUAGAAUUUUGCAGAAACAACGUCUGUAAGACUUUAAUGUGAUCCUAAGGAUCCCAUGAGAGGUCAAUCAUUGCUUGUUUUACAUGAAACUUUAAUUUUUAUUCAACAAAGAUCGUCGAUUUAAUGAACCUUUUCUAGAAGUUGUGUAUAAGUCAUAUCCUGAUUGCAUCUUCAACCUUGGUUUUGGCAAUAUUGAUCAAAACCCUAAGUGUCAGGUUAUCUACUGAAGAGAGCUGAACCUCUGGAGUGUGUUUUUGAUUGCUUUUUAGGGCUCCAAAAGAGAGCCAUCUACCACAUUUCUUUGAUUUAUUCAUGCUUCUGCUUUUCUGUGUAUGGUAAUUUUUUAAAAUUAUCUUGGAGAAAGAUUGAUAGAAUUCUAGUUAUAAUUUGAUUUUACAGCAUUAAGAACUAAUGUUAGGCCGGUUUCUCGUCAAUAUAUUAGAUAUGUUGAUUAAAUUCUACCUUUUGCUUACCUUGGGGGUUGUUGUUUAUGGAAGCAUUAUUCCAUUAUUAAGAUGAUAUUUUUCAUAAUUUGCCGACAGCACCAAGGGGAUUUCUUCAUAUUAGAGACAAGAAAUUUCGAAAAUGGCUUAUAUUUUUGGUCGUUAGCUCGCCCUCUUUUUGUUGUACCUGAAUCUACACAGAAAAUCUUUCGGCUUGUAGAAUAUGCUAUCCAGUUGAGUCGAUUUUGAACGUAUGUUGAGUCAUUUAACUUCUAUCAAUUUACUAGCUUGGUUCAUAUUGAAGAGCUCUUUUUUUUUUUUGGUUGAGGGAUAUUAUUUGGUGAUAUUCCAUCUAUGAGAUAAGAUGGGGCACGUCUGCAUAAGAUACUCCCCAUAAACCAUGUGGACUUACAGAUAAGUUACAUUGGAAAAGUAUGAGCCUGUAAAUAAUACAAGUAUAUGUUUUUUGUGUAAAACCUUGAAUUAUCUAAGCUCUAGUGAUAUUAGCUUUGUAACCUCGUUAUUUAUUUCUGUAUUAUCUUUUUCAGGGGAGCAUGAAUUUUACGUCAACAUAUGACAGCAGAACACGUGAUAUUGAAAGUUCUUUAGUUGCCCGAGGAGACCUGUGGAGAGCAGAAGCUUCUCAUGGGGGCUCUAAUCGUGGAAAUGAGAAUUCCCCUCUCUUUCUCAUUCAGCUCGGACCAGUCUUAUUCGUCCGGGAUACAACACUUCUCUUGCCUGUUCACUUAUCAAAGCAGCAUUUGCUUUGGUAUGGAUAUGAUCGAAAGGUAAUUUAUUUCCUUCUCUGGGAAUGAUUCUUUUUGUGAACCCUACCUUCUUCUUUUUUUAUUUUCUUGAAUUUAAUUUCUUUGUGGUGGCAAUGCUCCACUUUUUUGCAUUGAUAACUUUCAAUUUCCUUUUCCCCUCGUUUUUGUUUUUUAAUGUUUUGGACCCUGGUGUUUUUCUACUAGUUUUGGUGACUUUACAUCAUUUGUAUACUUAGUUGUGUCUUUGUAUCCCAUUCAAUUUAAACUUUACAUUUGUCAACUUCUUAUAUAUGUUCUUCUGAUCAUGCAUUAUGCUGUGCCGUGUGCUAGAAGAACAUUUCAGCAUUUGGGCUUUCUUUUCUUUGUGCUUGUGUGUUGUAAGGCUAGUGCUAUACGACCGGUUUACUUUUGACUGAAAAACAAAAGAACUGCAGUAGUGUCUCAAAGACCCUGCCAUAUUGCUAGGUGAAAAGACAAAGGGAAUUAACUUUCUACAUUUGGUCCCCUCCCAGAUGACUUGAAAGUUUUGAAUAUUUGUGAGAUUGUGGAAGAAAUCAUGUUGUUAUGAAUAGAAAUGCGUGCUGCAUUCAUACCCAGUUGAAUAUCUGGAGAGGUUCAUUGUUUCUAUGGAUUAAUGAAGUGAUUGCCACCAAUAUGUGAGUCACAUUUGAUAAGUGUACGUGUAGAGGGCAUCUGUAUUAUGUGUCCAUGUGGAAUGCAUUUUUUUAUCUUUUGCAUCGUCGCAGUUGCAUUGUACAGCCACUAGGGGGUCGGUGUAUCAGGCCAUGGGAGCUGAUAAGUGACAUGAGUCAUCGCCUAUCCUAUUAUCAUAGCUCUUCUCCUAUCUGUCUUCUUUCCAGGCAUAUGCAUAUGCUCGUUUACUCGUCUUUGAGCCUGCAACUGGGUAAUUGGCUUACCCUUCACAUUACUGAUAGUGAUUUGUUUUUCUUCUUCAUUCAGAAUGGAAUGCAUUCUCUUUGUCCUGCUAUAUGGUCAAAGCAUAGAAGAUGGCUGUUGAUGUCAAUGAUAUGUCUCAAUCCAUUGGCGUGUGUAAGUGCCUAUUCCAUUCCCCUUGUUAAACUCAUAUUCUUUUAUUCCUAUAUUAAUUUAGAUGGAAUGAAUUCUAAUGUCUUGAUAUGGCCUCACUUUGACUUUGAUUUCAUCCUUGUUACAGUCAUUCAUGGAUUUGCAGUUCCCAAAUGGGCAGCUUACUUAUGUGGCUGGUGAGGGCUUGAACACCAGUGCUUUCUUUCCUUUAUUUGGUGGAUUGCUCCAGGUUCAAGGUCAAUAUCCUGGUGAAACAAAAUUUAGCUUCUCUUGCAAGGUUGGUUCUUUAUUCGUGAAAUAAUCUGUCAUUAACCUCACUCUUGACGUUUCAAUUAUAGAUGCCAUAUAAUAUAUUCCUUGUUUUGUUGUUCCUUUUAAAUCUUAUAUAGGUAUGUGCGUGUUCAUUAUUGUCUACGGAUUUUUAAAUUUUGCAUUAUUUACUAACCAAUGAAAAUGAAUAACAUGUGCCUUUUCCUAGGACCCUAUCCAUUCUCUGAAUCUGCACCUUUUCCUCUAUCUGCUUGGGUUCUAUCAUCUUGAUUUAACUUAAAGUUUAUAUAUAUAGGUGAUAUUUAAUAAUUAAGAUGAUUCGUCUUAUUUAAUAGAUUAUGGAAUCCAAAAAGUGUAUGGGUUAAUGUUUCUUUCAUCCCUGCCCUUUCCAUUGGGAUUUAGGUCGUCUUUAUUGUAAACAAAAUCAUUAUUAUUGUCAGUCAUGCUGAUGAUAUGCCACCAGAACUUAAAUAAUCCUCUGAGUUGUCUGCAUCUUGACCACUCUGUGUUGUGUUUUGGGCAGAAUAAGUGGGGAACUCGUAUUUCACCCAUGAUGCAGUGGCCUGAUAAAUCUUUUUCUCUUGGGGUUAUGCAACCUUUAGCAUGGAAGAGAUGUGGUCUGAUGGUGCGCCCGAGUAUUCAGUUCAGGUGUGGGCCUAUAUAACCUUUUCACGUACAACAUUUUCCAAUCGUGUCGAUUUUACUUGCCAAUUUUACUUAUUUAUGCAGUCGCCUCAAUCACCUUAUAAAAUACGUGUCGCCUACAGCUCUGAGGCGGCAGUUGAUUCAGAUCCAUGCAUAAUUUAACUAUUUUUUCUACUUUCCAAAAUAUGGAAACUGGGAUUUUUUCUGUUUUCACUAAUGUAAAUGUGUUUAAUGAGUCAUUCCGGAGUGUUAGCAUGGCUGUGAGACUGACGAAAGGUAGUUUGGGGUGGGGUGAGUGGUUGGUUCAAAGGUUGUCGGUCAUUUGUAAACUAUAUUUGGCAAGAGGAGAUGGCUAAGAAGUUGGAUGCUUUCAAACAGGCUGACUGAUGCAGCAGGGGUUGGGGGUUAUGCUUCCUUGCUUACUUUUUUCUAGGAUCCGUUUUUAAUGAGUACUAUAUUAUUUAUUUCAUGAGCAUGUGUCACUCUUCAUCCAUUCUGCCGGCUUUUCCAUUAGCCCCCUUCUUCAGGAGGUCAACCAAUUUCAUAUUUCCGAUUUGAGAAAGCAAUAGCCAUCAGGGCGACUAGUUCUUGAGCAUGGUCUGGGAAUAUACAUUUGAUGCGUUCCUUCUUGUUUCUAGCUUAUGCCCUACAUUGGGCGGAAGCAACCCUGGCUUGCAGACAGAGGUCAUCCACUCUGUGGAGGAGAACAUCAGUCUCGUCUUGGGCCACUGGUGUGCGACCCAUCCUUCUGUGUAUGCAUCAGUCGCUGUAAGUUUGCACCGGCUUCAGUCCCCUUCUCUUCUCUUAUUUUCUCAUAUUUAUAAGCUAAUCAUCUUUUACACACCUGAUUCAUUCGUCUGUCCAUUCAUUGGGUGUCUCGUGGAUUGAUUUAUUUAUUUAUUUAUUGAGCAGCUUGGGAGGUCCAAAUUUAAUGGGCAUGUGGGGAGCUCUGGAGUGGUUCUAAGAGUAGAGAAGCCUCUCAGCAACUUUGGCCGCCCUUCGUUCUCGAUCCAGUUGAACAGUGGUGUUGAGUUCUGA
Molecule: messenger RNA, 5041 nt
Organism: Spirodela intermedia
Lineage: Eukaryota; Viridiplantae; Streptophyta; Magnoliopsida; Alismatales; Araceae
Source: the annotation of a GenBank genome assembly